Messenger RNA from Salvelinus fontinalis (brook trout), 444 nucleotides. Its product is annotated as butyrophilin subfamily 2 member A2-like. The transcript has 3 exons. The record is from RefSeq and is a predicted model, not a curated record. Lineage: Eukaryota; Metazoa; Chordata; Actinopteri; Salmoniformes; Salmonidae. Bases 1 to 444 code for a protein of 147 amino acids.
AUGUAUUCAGCUGGUCUUCCUUAUGCUGUGUCUCAGCCAGUGAUCUCUAUUAAUGGAACUAAAGGCUGGGGGGUGGUCCUGAAGUGUGAGUCUGGGGGCUGGUUUCCUGAACCUGAGAUGGAGUGGCUGGACAGUUCUGGAACCAUCCUCCCUGCUGAUGGACCUCCAGAGAAACACAGGGACUCAGAGGGCCUCUACGCUGUGAGACAACAUGUCACCGUGUACAAGACUGACACCAACAAGUUCACAUGUAGAGUUAAUCAGACGAAGAUCAACCACCUGAAGGAGACAGAGAUUCAUGUCCCAGAUGACGUGUUUCCUAUAUUACCCUACUGGUGGAUUGUUUGUCUAAUAGCAGCAGCAGCUGUUGUAGGAGUUUUUGCAGGUUCAGCUGGUGUCUACUGGUGGAGAAAAUGUACAGGUGAGUUUAACCUUGAUGUCUGA